AUGUCACAGAAAAGGUUCUCUCGUCAGGGUUUCCAGCAAUUACAGAACACACCUGCAUCUAAUAUGCCGAAUCCGAACGAUGUCACAAUCAACAUUCCCAUGACCUCAGUCUCGAACCAGAGUGCUACCGGUGCUCGCAAAGGCGAUGCCAAUGUUACCGCUGCCACUUACAGUUCAACUAACGACUCUCCCAACCAAACACCCAAUGAGAAAUCCGGUCUCUUCCAUAGAACAGACACUGGUCUCGGCAGACGAAGAAAGUUGGAACAAAAGGGUCUUCCUCAGAAGGACGAGGACGAUGGCACCAUCACCUCCAUGGGCAAGAUCUAUAACAAAAUACUCAACUUUUCUAUUGUCACGAGAUACUUCCUCUACGUGCUGCCUUUGGCUCUCGCAAUCGCCAUUCCGAUCAUCAUUGGUGCUACAGUGGCACGGAAAAGCACAGUGGCUGGUGUCCAGAUAACUUGGUUCUUCACCUGGAUUGAGAUCGUGUGGCUCGGUAUCUGGAUAGCAAAAUUGUUUGCACAAUCUCUGCCUUGGGUCUUCCAAUUCCUCUGUGGCAUCGUCAGCUCUGGCACUCGCAAAUAUGCGUUGAUCCUCAAGGCGCUCGAGAUUCCUAUUUCCUUGGUUGGAUGGGCGGCUAUUUGUGUCUCCACCUUCACGCCCUUGAUGACCUUGAAUCCUUAUGCACGGAAGAUUGGGGACACCCAAACCAAAAACUGGCAGGCGACCGUACGCAAUAUCCUGUUUGCGGCACUUUUCUCAACCUUGGUCUUCCUUGUAGAGAAGCUGCUGGUGCAACUGAUCUCCAUCAGUUAUCAUCGUAAGCAAUUCGACAGCAAGAUCAAGGCCUCAAAACGCAACAUCCACUUGCUGAGCUGUCUCUAUGAUGCUUCGAGGGCCUUGUUCCCGGCAUACUGCCCCGAAUUCGCUGCCGAAGAUUAUCUCAUCAAUGAUUCUAUCGAUGUCAGCAGCAAGGUUGGCAAUGGGUCGGGAUCAGCUACGCCGAUGCGACUCAUUCAGAAUGUCGGCGCGAACGUCGGGCGUGUGGGUGACAAGAUUACAGCUGCCUUUGGCAACGUGGCGCAAGAGAUAACUGGCAAACAAGUUUUCAAUCCAACAUCAGCCCACUCCAUCGUGGUCGAAGCUCUCGAGAAGACUUCAUCGUCCGAAGCUCUUGCCCGUCGUCUAUGGAUGUCGUUCGUCAUGGAAGGACGAGAAGCACUCUUCCGAGAUGACAUUGUCGAUGUCCUUGGCGCCGAGCGUACCGCGGAAGCUGAAGAGUGUUUUGCCUGCCUUGACCGGGAUGGUAACGGUGAUAUCAGUUUGGAUGAGAUGAUCUUGACUGUCUGCGAGUUUGGACGCGAAAGGCAUUCCAUCGCUAGCAGCAUGCAUGAUGUAGACCAAGCCAUUCACGUCCUCGACAACCUCCUUACGGUGGUCGCCUCCAUUAUCAUCGUAUUUGUCUUUGUGGCCUUCCUCAACAAGAAUUUCACCACCACUUUGGCAACGGCUGGGACCGCGUUGCUCUCUCUCUCGUUCGUUUUUGCUGUAACCUGCCAGGAAGUGCUUGGCUCGUGUAUCUUCCUAUUUGUCAAGCACCCAUUCGAUGUUGGUGAUCGUGUUGAUAUCGGUCAAUCACAGCUUGUCGUCGAGCGCAUCUCGCUCCUCUUUACCGUCUUCCGCAAGGUCAAGGACCACAAAACCACCCAGGUUCCGAACAUCGUACUCAAUACUAAUUGGAUCGACAAUAUCAGUCGAAGCAAAGCAAUGCGUGAGCAGGUCCUGCUCUACAUCAACUUCGACACCACACUCGAAGAUAUACAACUCCUCAAGAAUGAAAUUGCAGCAUUCGUGCUGGACAAGGAAAACAACCGUGACUUCCAACCCGACAUCGAUAUCGAGGUGACCGGAAUUGCUGAGAUGAACAAGCUUGAACUCUGCAUUGAGAUCCGCCACAAAUCGAAUUGGUCCAACGAAGCUGUCCGAGCAUCACGUCGCUCCAAAUUUAUGUGUGCUCUCGUCCUUGCUCUUCGCAAGAUUCCCAUCUAUGGUCCAGGCGCAGGAGAUGCUGUGCUUGGGGACAUCGGCAAACCUACAUACUCUGUCACCAUCUCCGACGAGCAAGCAGCAGCAAACAAGAAGGAGUUCUCCGAUGAAAAGGACAAGAAACGUAUGAUCCCAAAGAACGUGGAGGAAGAUAACGAUGACCCCCCCAAAUCUCCCGAUACAGCUGGAAAUACCACUACAGGCAAAUCAAGCUCGGUGGACUACCUCGGAGGCAUUGUAGCUCCUCGCGGCGUAAGCACCCAAUCGACAAGCACAGCUGCCAAAGCUGAGGCUUCUAUUCUUGAAACACUGAAUGCCAGGCCGGCAGGUCUUGAUCCGGCGCAUGACGAUACGAACAACUACUACAAAGCUAACGAAGAGCUUGCACUGGCUAAGACAGAGAGCAGGCGCAGCCAGGACAUUGAGGAAGUCCGGGGUCUGCUCCGUAAAGAGUCAAAUCGUGGUCGAAGAAAGGCUGGCAGUCCAACAGGGGCAUCUAUGCAGAGCCCAGCAACCAUUCAUGAAGUCGUGACUCCACCUCCAAGGAGUGCGUCCAGACCAGGGACGGCGGCCGGAGGACAAGACUUUCAUGAAUACACAUACCCCGUAGCGCCACAACAGCCAAUGGCUACGACUGCGUUACCGCAGUGGGAGGAAAGGCAUUCAACAUACCCGGCCCCACCACCUUCACAGCAGCGGGCCCGAGCGGGGUCCGGGGUGAACAGGAGACCUGUUGGAGGAGGUAGUGGGAACCCAUGGCUUGGACAGGGACAGAGGUGA
Messenger RNA from Endocarpon pusillum Z07020, 2829 nucleotides. RefSeq lists its product as uncharacterized. Gene Ontology annotation, biological process: calcium ion transmembrane transport; intracellular calcium ion homeostasis. The transcript has a single exon. The record is from RefSeq and is a predicted model, not a curated record. Gene Ontology annotation, cellular component: membrane. NCBI's taxonomy places the organism in Eukaryota, Fungi, Ascomycota, Eurotiomycetes, Verrucariales, Verrucariaceae. Gene Ontology annotation, molecular function: calcium ion binding; calcium channel activity. Bases 1 to 2829 code for a protein of 942 amino acids.